AUGAAUCGAGCUGAUUUUUCCCUCCUUCAAUCUAUACAACAUCAUCUUCUCAAUGAUUCUGAUAUUCCAGAAAUAUUUUCAACUAUAGAUUCAAAUAGCCCUAGCUCAUCAAGUUUAGGUAAUUCCCCUUCUACAGAAAAUAACUUUUACUAUGGGGAAUUAACACCAUUAAUAAACCCUAGUACUACUAGUACUUUAGAAGCCACAGAAAAACCCGAGCUUGAAGAGACUAAUAAGGAGACUGUGGCGGCGAGUGUGGUACACGCACCACAAGAUUGGAAGCGGUACCGAGGAGUAAGGCGGCGUCCAUGGGGGAAAUUCGCGGCGGAGAUAAGGGAUCCGAAUAAGAAAAAUGGGAGAUUAUGGUUAGGGACUUAUGAGACACCUGAGGAUGCAGCAUUGGCUUAUGAUCAAGCUGCUUUUAAAAUCCGUGGCUCGAAAGCUCGGCUUAAUUUUCCUCACUUAAUCGGCUCUGGUGUGCCCGAGCCGGCUAGGGUGAACCCUAGACGUCGGUCGCACUCGCCAGAGUUAUCAUCUGAAAAUGGAACACCAAGAAAACUAUUUGAGUGAUAUACAUAGGUUUUGUUGCUUGUAUACUUUGA
Molecule: messenger RNA, 602 nt
Organism: Lycium barbarum (goji berry)
Lineage: Eukaryota; Viridiplantae; Streptophyta; Magnoliopsida; Solanales; Solanaceae
Product: ethylene-responsive transcription factor 13-like
Exons: 1
Coding region: 1-570 (189 amino acids)
Biological process (GO): ethylene-activated signaling pathway; regulation of DNA-templated transcription
Molecular function (GO): DNA binding; DNA-binding transcription factor activity
Source: RefSeq, a predicted model, not a curated record